Molecule: messenger RNA, 1572 nt
Organism: Echinops telfairi (small Madagascar hedgehog)
Lineage: Eukaryota; Metazoa; Chordata; Mammalia; Afrosoricida; Tenrecidae
Gene: SHLD1
Product: shieldin complex subunit 1
Exons: 3
Coding region: 1-783 (260 amino acids)
Biological process (GO): negative regulation of double-strand break repair via homologous recombination; positive regulation of isotype switching; positive regulation of double-strand break repair via nonhomologous end joining
Cellular component (GO): site of double-strand break
Source: RefSeq, a predicted model, not a curated record
AUGACUUACAGGAGCCAGGUCCGAGGGCGGAAUGUAUUCUCGCGAGUUUGUAUAAUCUUGGGUGCACAAGCCAAGGGUGCGUGUGAGGACAUCAAUCCUGCCCGCCCUGGCUCUCUGGAGGAGGUUCCUGGACACAAUCCUUUUGUUCUAAACAGUCUUCUCUCUUGCUGCGGCAGGACUAUGGCAGACCAGGAAGCCACUCAGAGCGGCUCUCUGAGCCUGCCUUCAGCUCAUGACCUAAGAGACAACUUCCUGCAGAUGCCCAGCCAGGAGGCCAGCAGCGCGGCGUUUAGUUCUCUGGAAGCCUUUUCUUCGCCUCGUUCCUCUGAUGUGGAUCCAGGCACCAGUAACCCAAACACGGAACAAGAUGAUUCCCAGGCCUCUGAGAACUUCUGGCUUGACCCUUCUUUGAAAAGUCAACCAGAAACCCAGCAGGAAGAUGAUGAGCUUCGGAAAUCCCUGGAUAGGUUCUAUGAAAUGUUUGGCCACCCACAGCAGGCCUCUGGAAACCCACUCUCUGCAUCGGUCUUCCAGUGCCUGUCUCAGAAAAUCGCUGAACUGAAGGACCAGGAGAGGCAGAAGUACGCCCUCCGCAGUUUGCAAAUGGCCCGGGUCAUCUUCAGCCGGGAUGGCUGCUCUGCCUUGCAAAGGCAUUCCAGGGACAUCUCCUUCUACCCGCUGGAGGAAGGAAGUGUUUCUCUGGAAGGGGAAAAGCCGAUCCCAGGACUUUCCAAAGAUAUCAUUCAGUUCCUCUUGCAGCAGAAUGUGAUGAAAGACCCCUAACUUGGGGAGAUCUGGGGGCCAUGUUAGAAGGAUUGCUCUUGGUCAACCACCUGAUCCCCUGGGCAUCCUAUCCCUGCUCCAUGUGCCUGUCUGCCAGCGUCUGGGUGCCUUACAGUUCAGGAAGGGCCUGUGACCUGGCACUGGAACCAGGGCAGCCCAUAUGCAGAGCCAGUGGUUUCUGGGAGCUUGGUGUUCCCAUGAGCACCCUCCCUCUUACCCACCCUGCUUUCUUUGGCCUGAGCCCCGUAACUGACGGCUUUGGAAGCCCCAAAGCCCAGCUCCUUAAGAAGGACACAUUCUGGGGACUAAUAUGUGCUCCAACUUCCCCCUCAGGAGCACGUUGAAAGUGGGCUUCACCCGGAAUCCCAGACCCUUUCUCUACUCCUCUCCUUCCCUGCCCUCUCCUCCCAUUCACUUACUGGUGUCACCUGGGAGGGCUUCCUUCCGAAAUCUCAUACACCUCAAGCCUUGACUACUUCUGCCUUAAGGGAACAGGCUUCCACUGGAUGCGUUUUUAGAAAUGUGUAAAGCUGGGUGAUGAAUCCAGUAGGAAGAGCUACGCCAAGUGACACGGAGGCCGCGUGACGGAGACCGUUUGUCCUCAAAUAAACAGACCUAUGCCCAGUUCCCAAAACUGUGUCACAUCUAAAUCAUACCCUGGCCUCUUCUCAAAAGCUGGAACUCUCUAUUGGAUAAUACUAACCAGGGAAGCAGGGAACAUUUGGGGAGCUAAAAUCCACACUUAAAAAAAACGUCUCUGUGAAAAGCGAGAAGAAAACAAAUGUGGAC